UUGUUGGCUGCGGAUGCCGGAGUCAGAUUGCCAGUCUGAUACCAAGUCUCGGGACCCAGCAAAGUCCCCACAGCUAAUCUCCCUUCUCAAAAUGUUUAUGAAAUGAACGCGCUUCGACCAAUUUACCCCUGGUUUACUGCAAUGUAAAAUACACAGAUAAUUGAGGACUGAUACCCCUGGAAGCUACGGGACCAUCUGUCCCGCGACGUCGCGGAGCUGCCGGUGCUGGGGUCCGCUCUCGCCUCUCUGACACACCAACAGGUGGGGUUAAUCAUUCCAAUCAGACAUGGUGAAGCCUGGAUGCAAUUUCUCUGAGAAGGCAGAGAAAGAACAGGGUGUGGAAGAUGGCUUUGAUAACAUCCCCUUGAUAACUCCACUGGAUGUAAAUCAGCUUCAACAGCCGCUCCCCGAGAAGGUGGUGGUGAAGACCAGGACUGAGUAUCAGAUCCAGCAGAAGAAAAAGAGAAACCUGCACAUCCCUGGGAUUAAGAAGCUGAACAUUAACCUUUAUGAUGAAGUCUCCGAAAAAGUCAAGCUCACUGGAUUGAUCCUCAUUACUAUGGCGUUCCUUGCCUGCCUCUUAAUGCUGGUCAUGUACAAGGCAUUCUGGUAUGAUCAGUUAAGCUGCCCUGAAGGUUUUGUAUUUAAGCAUAAACACUGUACCCCUGCCGCUCUGGAGAUGUAUUACUCAGAGCAGGAGGCAGGUCCCCGCGGAAGCCUCUACACGGUCAUUAGCCACUUAAGUCAGGCUAAGAGAACCAUUCCUGAUCUCUCAUCACCAUGGCUACCGGUGCUUCCUGCCUUGAAAGGAGCAGCAAAAUCAAAGGAAGAAGCUAACAACCCUCAUCAAUAGAAGACUCAAGGAGGAAAAUAAAUUCAUCUCAUUGUUUAUUAAAGUACUCGAGCAUUCUAUAAAUCUCCUUACCAGGACAAAUCUUUCUCUUAGGGAUAUGCGUGUGUGAGUGUGAGUGGAUGUGUGUGAACGUGUGAGGGUCCGUUUGUGAGGGUUUGUCUCUGCGUCUGUGCAAUAUAGGUGUGCACACACACGCAUGGUGUGUGUGGUAAUUUGUUUCUGUCUGUGUAAUAGUGUGUGUAUGAGAGUUCAUCUGUCUGAAAUUGUGUGUGUGUGUGUGUGUGUGUAUGUGUGUGUGUGUGUGUGUGUGUGAGAGAGUGUGUCUGUGUUUGUGCAUACACAUGUGUCUGCAUGUGUUUGUGUGUGUGAGUGUGUUUGUGCAUACACAUGUCUGCACGUGUUGUCUGUGUGUGAGAGAGUGUGUGUGUUUGUGUGUGUGUGUGUGUGUGUGUGUGUGUGUGUGUGUGUGUGUUUGUGCAUCUAUCUUUGUGUACUUUUGUUUACCUGAGUCUGUGAAUAUAUGUUGGUGUAUCUGAGAGAGAGAGAGAGAGAGAGACUGGGAGAGAACCACAAUCAAAUCACAUAAUAUAAUAAAAUUCGGUUGGUUUGCCCAAGCUACUGUUGGGGUGAAAGUGAAGGUUAAUUUGACCAGUCCUGACAAAUCCAAUCUGACUCUCAGUAGAUAAAGAAACAGCAGGGCUGUACUGUACAUUUUCCUAUAAAUUGGCUUCAGGGACCAGGUUUGAAAAAGGCCUGUGGACAUGAAUCAUGAAAUCCAGUAAUGCAGAUAGGGUACAUUUGGCCCAUUGUGCCCAUGCUAGCUGUUUGAAAUGCUCACCAAUAUUUCUGUGGCUGUGUUGUGAUUGUUUACAUUGUUCGACCUGACUCCAAUUCCCAAAUGCUAUUUGGAUACUUCUCCCCAAGUCCCAACUUCAUUAUUGCACAUCAGAACUCAAUGGCAAAGUGUUUGUUCUCCCUACGGACCCCACUGUCAGAGGAUGAGAUGGUGCCUGAAAUAAAUCUCUUCAGGUCAGGGUUUAGAGCUGAGAAAGAAUGAUGAGAUGACUCAUAGGUGCAGCCUCAAAUGAAUAGAUUUUGUUCCACUUGCCUUAGUCAAACACCCAGACUCCUUGCGGCUUUGUUCUGGUAAUUGAACUAACCAUGGAUGGGACCUUCCAAUCAGUACAGCUACAAAGGGGGAAGAAUAAUUUGCUCCAACAACGGUGUGGAUGGCAAAUGAAUGGAUCCUUACACUGCAGAUGUUGGGUGACAAGUAUGUAAGUAAUAAUGUUUAGUGCCCCAUUCCUUUAUUGAAAUAAUUAAUGUUAUAUGGUUUACUCUCCCUUCUAGUUUUCCCACUGAAUGGGCUAAUGUAUCUUGAUAACUGGUCUAUGACUGGGCCACCACACGGUGAUUACUUUUGUAAAUAUCGCUUUGGCCCAAAGCCAGAAUCUCAGUGAGUUACUAACUGUGGCAUCGCCAUGUCAAUCAGCAACAAUUAAAGAUGUAUUGAUUUGCAGUAAUAAUGAAAUGUAAUUUGUUAACGUUCUGUUACUUACCAUCUACAAAAAAUUUUGGUCUUCAGUAAUACUAGUUAAUUUGAAGUCCUGUUUCCUUUAGUCUCAGCAGGAUCCAGGACUUGGCACCAUUUAGAUAAUUUGGUAAUUUUUCUUUUCUAAAUUCCUUGCCUUUCAGUUGCCGACUGUUGGGAAUAAGAUGAAAUGAUUGUGGAAGUUUGGGUUUAGCCACCUACAUGAUCAAAAUCAAAAGGAUCCACAUGCUGGAAAUUGGGAAAAAACAAACUGCGGGAAAAUGGCAGGUCAGGCAGCGUCUGUGCAGAGAGGAACCUCUAAUGCUUCACAGUGAAGACCUUUCCUCAGAAUUGGGAAUGGGAGUAAACAGAUUAGUUUGAAGUUGCAGAGGUUUUGUGGGGGAGAAAUGGGUAGGUCAAAGGGAACAUCUCUGGUAGGGCAAGGCCAGGAUUGUUGUGGUGAUAAGCUGCUGAUGAAGCAUCUGGUUGACAUUAAUGAGGUUAUUAGAGAGAGAAAGCAAACAAGUAAACAUGCAGAAGCUGUGGUGCAGGUCAGAGCUGCAGGUCAGAGCUGUAGGAAAUACUCUGGUCCUUUAUCCACAGACACGGCCUGAGAUGGUGAGUGUUUCAGCAUUGUCUGCUUUUAUUCUCUGUGAAUGUGGUCACUGUUAUUCUGUUAUUUCCUUCUGUUGUGUGAGCAGAAAUCGAAGGGAUGUUGUCCUCAGUCUCGGCUGGGAUGCCUUGGUCACCCCACCUGUAUGCCUCUACAGAGAAAGCUAUAUCCCAGACACAGCUACUUUCAUUCCAAGGCCUUGUUGUCUUCCUUUAAGGUUUCCACUGCUCCACUCUGUGGUAGUUUCCAACCAUCUACCAACAAUGGCCUCUCUGAAGCCACAGUAGCAGUGAGUGCAGAACUCGUGCGCCUCAGUAGACAUCAGAUGUGCAGUAGUUUGUGUUUGCUUUCAUAUGAAGUAGACAGUAUUCCAUCUGGCAGAUAUUACGCAGGGAGCUGGUGAACUGGUCUGUAGUUGGGUGGCAAGAUUCAUGUGAACACACCCACCAGUAGAUUCAAGUAGAACAAAUAACUGUUGUCACAUUAGAUUCAUGAAGGCUAAAUCCAAUGGAGUUAUUUCAGUCAUGUGGGAAAUCCCUGGAGGAGCAACUGAAUAGAGCAGAAUCUCUACCGUAAAGAGGCAAAGUAACAGACACAGUUCUGUAUGGCUGGUUUAGGAACAGAGUCUUGGAGUGGUGAGUGAAAGGCAAUGUCCAACGUACACAAGAAUUCUGAGCUACAGGGCAGACAGUCAUUUCAGACAGCCCUGACUCUAACCACAGCCUUCACAUUCCCAAAUAAAUAGAUUCUAUGAAGCUGGGUCAAUCGACCAUGUCGCUUGGAGCUGCUCUGAGCACAGGUACUUGAAAUUCAACACCAGUUCUUGCAAGACUAUGCACGUUGGGAGUUCCUAGCACUGCACUCUGCCUGAUCUCUGCAAGCUGGCUUUCCAUGAAUGCAGUGGAACUAACUUCAGACCCAAGGAGAAAUAUGAUGGGGACAGUGCAGGCUGGGUGGCUUUGGGGGAUUACCACUGUCUAAAAGACCAACAGAUUGGUCAAGCUUUGGGUGGGUAUCUGAGAACAAAACUCUGCUCCAAGCUCUGCAGCAAUUGCUUUGUAGACAGGUUAAGGAUGAAACCUCUCUGGGACAGUUGUGAUACAAAGUAGUGCAGACUGAUGAAAGGAGCUUGCAGCAGAGGUGCUGCAUCACGGCAUGAAUGUCAGAUUGACCUGCUGUGGAACUAAUCCAUUCAUUUCUCUCUGUAGCAUUCACUUGCAAGUAGCAGUACAGAAGCUGACAGUUUUUAAUUAAGUUGCUGCAGGUUGCCUUUGUUUGUCUAAAAAUCUAAUGAGAUGUUGCUUCUAAUAAGUAUAAUGAAUGUUGUAAUACUGUUGUGAUACCUCUGUCAGCAUUCGUCCUUAGUACCAGCAAUGUUCAAUGUAUGACACUGUUAAUUUAGCAACACUUUGUAUGUAUUUAUAGAUCUUGUGACUUUCACAUUGCUGCCAGCACGUUGGAGUGGUUUAAGUGCCAAAUGGAGAUAGUGAUUACCUGCUUUGAAACCAAUAAAAUAAAUGGACAGUUUUCUCUUCA
Molecule: messenger RNA, 4533 nt
Organism: Pristis pectinata (smalltooth sawfish)
Lineage: Eukaryota; Metazoa; Chordata; Chondrichthyes; Rhinopristiformes; Pristidae
Gene: caly
Product: calcyon neuron-specific vesicular protein
Exons: 5
Coding region: 287-853 (188 amino acids)
Biological process (GO): clathrin coat assembly; endosomal transport; G protein-coupled dopamine receptor signaling pathway
Cellular component (GO): endosome; membrane
Molecular function (GO): clathrin light chain binding
Source: RefSeq, a predicted model, not a curated record